Candoia aspera is the source of this 620-nucleotide messenger RNA. It is a transcript of the gene FMC1, whose product is annotated as formation of mitochondrial complex V assembly factor 1 homolog. The transcript is spliced from 2 exons. The record is from RefSeq and is a predicted model, not a curated record. Bases 139 to 513 code for a protein of 124 amino acids. NCBI's taxonomy places the organism in Eukaryota, Metazoa, Chordata, Lepidosauria, Squamata, Candoiidae. Gene Ontology annotation, cellular component: mitochondrion.
GUGAAAAUAUCACGACCUGGAAAAGAUUGGAGCAAUGUUCGGUUGGUCCUGCAAGUUCAGCACUAAGGUUGAAAGCUAGCACACUUUUUCUUUUUGAUUGGCCGUUGGGUGAAAGAGGGGCUCUCUGAUUGGCUGUAUAUGCGGCAUUACAUUCUAAUAGCUGAAAGGAAAAUGGCAUCUUUCGGGUCGCCGCUUCGCACUUUUCGUGGUUUAUUGCGGGAACUUCGUUAUGCUGUAGGAGGGACCGAUGUCUCUUACCGCAACGUGGCGGCAUAUUGUUAUUUGAAGGAAGCCUUCCGCUGCCAUCGGAUAACCAGUGAAAAGCUCUGCAAGGCCCAGCAUGACUUACAUUUUCAGGCUGCUACUUAUCUCUGUCUUCUGCGUAGUAUCCGGGAGCACUCAGUACUACAUAAAGAAUACCAUGGCAAAGGAGAACGAUCACCAGACAUAGUGGCAGGACUUGUAGGACUUAAACUACCACAACAGCCUGGAGGAAAGGGAUGGGAACCAUAAAUGUGAAAUGUUUAGCUCUUAUUUCGUAAGAAUUUUUGAACUGUAUUUUUCAAGAUGGUAUCUGUUUAAUAAAAAUGCUUGUAUGACAUACAGAACUUCUAACCAGA